Messenger RNA from Prunus armeniaca (apricot), 210 nucleotides. NCBI's taxonomy places the organism in Eukaryota, Viridiplantae, Streptophyta, Magnoliopsida, Rosales, Rosaceae. The record is from the annotation of a GenBank genome assembly.
AUGGCGGACUGGGGGCCCAUAUUGAUUGGGGUGGUGCUGUUCAUUCUGCUGCAACCGGGACUUCUCUUCUCGUUACCGGGAAACAGCAGGCAGGUGGAGUUUGGGAGCAUGAAAACGAAUGGCAAGGCCAUAGCUGUGCACACUCUCAUCUUUUUCGCUCUCUAUGCCAUUCUCAUCUUGGCCGUUCACGUCCACAUCUAUACUGGCUGA